AUGGCUGCAGAGAGCACCGCACAACGUCUCCUGGCUGAUGGGCACAGUUUCUGCAGAGCCUGCAUCGGCCAGUGCAGGGAAGGGUCGGAUACAGACUUCGCCUGUCCUCAGUGCGGAGAAACUGCUCAGCAGAGAAACCUCACACGUGGUGACGCAUCCCGGGCUCACGCCGCUUACCGGCGGGUUCCCAUCCAGGAGGCUGCCCAGGAGUACCAGAUACAGACAGAAAACGAGAGGCAGAAGAUUGUGUCUGAGUUUCAGGAACUGAAGAUGUUUCUAGAGAAAGAAGAGCGACUCCUUCUCGCCCAGCUGGGCAAGCUGGACGAGGAGAUUGUGAAGACACAGAAAGACCAUGUCACUCAACUCUCCGAGGAGAUUUCCCGUCUCAGCAACCUGAUCAGUGAGCUGGAGGGGAAGUAUCAGAAGCCAGCGAGUGAAUUCCCGCAGGACGUCAGAAGCACCUUGAGCAGAUGUGAGAUGGGGAAGUUCCAGCAGCCAGUGGAGAUUUCUCUAGAGCUGGCAGAGAUACUCAGCGAUUUCUCCCAGAAAAAUUUCCCUCUAACGGAGAUUCUGAGGAAGUUCAAAGACUUGCUGCCCUCUGAACUGGAGAGAAAAGGAGGGGAAUCCCUCCAGUCAUACACACCAGUGCAUGUGACUCUGGAUCCGGACACGGCCCAUCCCGAACUCGUCCUCUCUGGGGAUCGGAAAAGCGUGACAUGGGAACAUAGGCAGCAGGCUCUGCCCGACAACCCUGAGAGAUUCGACCGACGUCACUGCGUGCUGGGCUGUGAGGGAUUCACCUGCGGGAGACAUUGCUGGGAGGUGGAGAUGGAAGUGGAGGAUGAGGGACGCUGGGCGGUGGGGGUGGCCAGAGAGUCUGUGAGGAGGAAGGAACGGAUCAACCUUAACCCCAAGGAGGGGAUCUGGGCGGUGGAGCUGUGGGGGCAUCAGUUCCGGGCUCUCACCUCCCCUGUGACCCCCCUGAGCCGGGUCCCCAGCAGGAUCUGGGUUUGUCUGGACUGUGAAUGGGGGCAGGUGACAUUUUUCGAUUCUGUCAGAUUUCUUACUGUGGCUUCACGUGGCCGCUUCCCAGACUCUCAGCACCCACCUCGGAGCUGGAAAAGGCUGCUUCAGGGAAGAGCCCGAGCAUCGCCCGAGGAAUGCAAGGGAGACCCAGAGCGCCAUUCUGUCCAGGUGAACGGGGUGGAGUACGAAGAAAUCAUCUUAGAACGGACCAGCUUCCCCGGCACCCUCACGGCUGGGCGGGUGUGCGAGUGGGUCCAGGGCUGA
Molecule: messenger RNA, 1290 nt
Organism: Caretta caretta (loggerhead turtle)
Lineage: Eukaryota; Metazoa; Chordata; Testudines; Cheloniidae
Source: RefSeq, a predicted model, not a curated record